AUGCUGAGGCUCAUCGCCGUGUUGCCUGCUCUCAUUGUGAUGCUGAAGGAGUGGGAUGAAACCUUGUACGCGCUCGUGACAAGCUACAGGUUUCAUUUCCUACUGUUCUUCAUUGCUGAUGUGCUGGAGCAGCUCAACAUCCUCAACCGGGCUUUCCAGCACAAGGAGCUGGAUUAUGCCAGUGUCCAUGCGCAGAUAAAGCGCACAACCUCCCACAUCGAGAGCCGCUAUGUCGACUGCGGCGAUGACUUCGGUGCUGGCGUGAGCAAGAGGUUGUCUCCUUUCCUCGCGCGUCAUGGGCCUGGAGGAAAUAGGGAGGUGACUGCCGAGGGUGUGGACUCCGACGGGCGCCCUGCACGCUUCAAGUUCAAGCUGCAUGAGGACACCCUGGAGGAGUUUGAGGGUCCCGCGAAUCAUGAUGGCUGCGUGGACGUGUGCACCGAGUUUGCGUAG
Molecule: messenger RNA, 453 nt
Organism: Closterium sp. Naga37s-1
Lineage: Eukaryota; Viridiplantae; Streptophyta; Zygnematophyceae; Desmidiales; Closteriaceae
Source: the annotation of a GenBank genome assembly